Messenger RNA from Bathycoccus prasinos, 1476 nucleotides. Its product is annotated as solanesyl diphosphate synthase. The transcript has a single exon. The coding region runs from base 1 to 1476 and encodes 491 amino acids. The record is from RefSeq and is a predicted model, not a curated record. Lineage: Eukaryota; Viridiplantae; Chlorophyta; Mamiellophyceae; Mamiellales; Bathycoccaceae. Gene Ontology annotation, biological process: isoprenoid biosynthetic process; plastoquinone biosynthetic process. Gene Ontology annotation, cellular component: chloroplast. Gene Ontology annotation, molecular function: prenyltransferase activity.
AUGCAUUCUUUGACCAGUGUUUCGAAAUGGGGUCGUUUUCCGCCUCAAUUUUUUGAGAAAAAACUUAUCCAAGGUGGCUUAAAAAACGACAAUCCUUUCUCCCUUACGAAUUUCCCUUAUAAUCUUUCCACGCGUGAGACGACUCUCAACGCGUGUACAAGACAAAGUCUCGAUACUACUCACACUCCUCUCUACUGUGAAAUGACAACGACUUUGAUGCAUUCCGUGCGUUGGGUGGGCGAACUGUCCACGAGCACGGCGUCUUCAUCGAGUUCCGCGAGAAGAUCAUCGUUGAAAUCAUCGUCGACGUACGUCAGCAGCGCGAGGACGAUGACGACGACGAAAUUAUCUCCGUCGACUCGGAGACGUAAAAAGUUCCACUCGAAAGAGCAUUUGUGCUCGGAGGCGGUGAAAGAACCGUCGUCGGACGUGUCCGCGUCGUUCGACGAGCUCGACCCGGAACAACACAUCUUUAAAUCCGCGGACGACGAGGAACAAGCGUGCACGAUUCAAGAGCUGAUGGUCCCCGUGGCGCAGGAUUUGGACGAGAUGACGGCGAAUUUGAAAAACGUGAUUGGGAGGAAAAACCCACUGUUGAUUGCCGCAGCAGAUCAGAUUUUCGGCGCGGGCGGGAAACGGUUGCGACCGGUGCUCGUUCUGUUAGUUGCGAGAGCGACGGCGGCGUUGAUGAAGUUGCCGGAUAUCAACGCGAAACAUCGACGCAUCGCGGAAAUCACGGAGAUGUUGCACACGGCGAGUUUAGUGCACGACGAUGUGUUGGACGAGUGCGACGUGAGAAGAGGGAGUACGACUAUUAAUUGUUUGUAUGGGACGAGAGUGGCGGUAUUGGCUGGGGAUUUCUUGUUCGCGCAGAGUUCCUGGGGUUUGGCGCAGUUGGAAAAUUUGGAGGUUAUUAAACUCAUCUCGCAAGUUAUCGCGGAUUUCGCCGACGGGGAGAUUUCGCAAGCGACGGCGUUAUUUAACACCAACAUUACCUUUGAAGAUUACAACAUCAAGUCGCACCAAAAGACUGGGUCGUUGAUUGCGGCGAGUUGUAAGUCCGCGGCGGUGUUUUCAGACGUGCCGUUGGACGUGAAGGACGACAUGUACGCCUACGGGAAACAUCUCGGGUUGGCGUUUCAAAUCGUGGACGAUAUUUUGGAUUUUACACAGACCGAGGAACAGUUAGGGAAGCCGCCUGGGCAAGAUUUGGCGACUGGAAACUUAACCGCGCCGACGUUGUUCGCGUUGCAAGCGGACGAUCGCUUGAAAGGUUUAAUCGAGACGAGGUUUAAAGACCCGAAAGAUUUGGAGUCGGCGCUGAAGAUUGUCGAGGAGAAAGGGAUAGAGAAAGCGAUGACGAUGGCAAAGCAAGAGGGAGAUAAAGCGCGAGCGGCGUUGUCCAAGUUGCCGGAUUCGCCGUCGAAGAGGUCCCUGGACUCGAUGAUUACGUACGUUUUGAUGAGAAUCAAUUAA